Molecule: messenger RNA, 4425 nt
Organism: Pelmatolapia mariae (spotted tilapia)
Lineage: Eukaryota; Metazoa; Chordata; Actinopteri; Cichliformes; Cichlidae
Product: NACHT, LRR and PYD domains-containing protein 12-like
Exons: 13
Coding region: 31-4425 (1464 amino acids)
Biological process (GO): regulation of apoptotic process; intracellular signal transduction
Molecular function (GO): protein binding
Source: RefSeq, a predicted model, not a curated record
AGAAAGUGUGUGUGAGCUGAAUUGAGCAGCAUGGAUCAGUGUGAGGACAGAGAGGAGGGAGUCCCUCCCUCUAAAAGCACUCUGUGUGGGGAACAUGAGAGCCAGACCAAAGCUCAGAGGAACCAACGAGGAACUAAACGCAAACACAAACCUGAACCCAGCUGUGUGUCCCUAAGGAGUGAUGCGUCUAAAGAUCUCCUCAUUGAUUUUAAAGUCCAGCCUGUGUCUGCUGCAGAGAGACUGACUGAAAUCCACAAGAAGAUGAUGAUGGAGGAAGAGGAGGACAGAGCAGAGUCUGCAGGGUCCAGCUGUCCGUCUGUGAGGAGUGACCAGUCCAAAGAUCACCCUCCAGUCUUCAGUGGUGAACCUGGACCAACGAGAGGGAGGAAGAGGAGUGGUGUUUGUGAGGAGGAGCAGCUGUCCUGCUGUGCUUUGUGUCAGGACGUCCUGAAGGAUCCAGUCUCUACCAGCUGUGGUCACUGGUUCUGCAGACAGUGCAUCUCCUCAUACUGGGACCAGUCUGCUUCAUCAGGAGACUCCUCCUGUCCCCAGUGUGGAGAAAGAUCCAGAACCAGAGCUGGACUGCAGACAGCCAGUCAGAGCAGCUGUGUACAAACAGAUGUUGGUCUGCAGGAGGUUUUAGAUGAACAUAAGAACAGUCUGAGGAGGAGAUGUGAACGUGUGACUGAAGGAAGUGAUGAAACAGGAAGUAGAACCCUCCUCAACAGGAUCUACACUGAGCUCUACAUCACAGAGGGACAGAGUGAAGAGGUUCAUACCCAACAUGAGGUGAGGCAGCUGGAGACAGCUUCCAAGAUGGACGCCCUCCAUGACGCUCCAAUCAGGUGCCAGGACAUCUUUAAAGCCUUCCCUGACCAACAGAGACCCAUCAGAGUGGUGCUGACCAACGGCGUUGCUGGUGUUGGAAAAACCUUCUCAGUGCAGAAGUUCACUCUGGACUGGGCAGAGGGCUUGGAGAACCAACAUGUCAGUGUGCUGGUUCUGCUUUCAUUCAGGGAGCUGAACCUGAUCAGAGAUGAGCAGUACAGUCUUCUGGAGCUGCUCCAUGUUUUCCAUCCAACAUUACAGAAGGUCACAGCAGAGAAGCUGGCUGUCUCUCAGCUUUUGUUCAUCUUUGACGGCCUGGAUGAAAGCAGACUUUCAUUGGAUUUCACCAACAGGAAGCUGCUGUCUGAUGUCACACAGAAGUCAUCAGUCAGCCAGCUGCUGACAAAACUCAUCCAGGGGAAUCUGCUUCCCUCGGCUCUCGUCUGGAUAACUUCCCGACCUGCAGCAGCCAAUCAGAUCCCUCCUACAUGUGUUGACAGGCUAACAGAAGUACGAGGCUUCACUGACGCCCAGAAGGAGGAGUACUUCAGGAGGAGAUUCAGUGAUGAAGAGCUGUCCAGCAGAAUCAUCUCCCACAUGAAGACAUCCAGGAGCCUCCACAUCAUGUGUAGUAUCCCAGUCUUCUGCUGGAUCACUGCUACAGUUCUGGAGCACAUGUUGACUACAGAGCAGAGAGGAGAGCUGCCCAAGACCCUGACUGACAUGUACUCAUACUUCCUGCUGGUUCAGACAAAGAGGAAGAAGAACAAGUACCAUGAGGGACAUGAGACGAGUCCACAGGAGCUGACGGAGGCUGACAGGGAAGUUCUUCUGAAGCUGGGGAGGCUGGCGUUUGAACAUCUGGAGAAAGGAACCAUCAUGUUCUACCAAGAAGACCUGGAGCAGUGUGGUCUGGAUGUGACAGAGGCCUCAGUGUACUCAGGAGUUUGUACAGAGAUCUUCAAAAGAGAGUGUGUGAUCUUCCAGAAACCAGUCUACUGCUUUGUUCAUCUGAGCAUUCAGGAGUUUCUGGCUGCUGUCUACAUGUUCCACUGUCACACCAACAGGAAGACAGAAGUGCUGAACAAGUUCCUGGGGAUAGACUGGAAUGAGGAUGAGGAGUAUGAUAAUGAUGAUGACAGUUACAGUGAUAAUUAUCAUGAUGAGGACGUUUUGCACAUGAUGAAGUCAAAUAAAGUGGGCAUGAGCACCAGGAACACAGAGAUGGUGGAUUUUUGUACAUAUUCUGAUUCUGACUCUGACGAUGAUUAUAAUUUGAUUCUUCAUCCGUUUCCCCACAUUAAACCAUCUCUGGGUGAAUCCUCUGUGGAUGAGUUUCUAAAGAGAGUCACGUAUAAAUCCCUCCAGAGUAAAAAUGGCCACCUGGACCUGUUUGUUCGCUUCCUUCAUGGCCUCUGUCUGGAGUCCAACCAGAGACUCUUAGGUCUGCUGGGUCAGACAGAGAUCAGUCCAGAAACCAUCCAGAGAGUCAUCAACAACCUGAAGGAGAUGAACAGUGAUAAAAUCUCUCCUGACAGAAGCAUCAACAUCUUCCACUGUCUGAUGGAGAUGAACCACCUCUCAGUACAUCAGGAGAUCCAAGAGUUCCUGAAGUCAAAGAACAGAUCAGAGGAGGAACUCUCUGAGAUCCAGUGCUCAGCUCUGGCCUUCAUGCUGCAGAUGUCAGAGGAGGUUCUGGAUGAGUUGGACCUGCAGAAGUACAACACAUCAGAGUGGGGACGACUGAGACUGAUUCCAGCUGUGAGGAACUGCAGAAAGGCUCGACUGACCUGGUGUGGACUCUCAGAGUCUCACUGUGAAGUUGUGGCCUCAGCUCUGAAGUCCAACCCUUCCCAUCUGACAGAGCUGGACAUGAGUAACAACAACCUGCAGGAUUCAGCAGUGAAGCUUCUGUGUGCUGGACUGGAGAGUCCAAACUGUCGAGUGGAGACUCUGAGAUUGUGGGACUGUGGUUUGUCAGAGAUCAGCUGUGAUUAUCUGGCAGCAGCGCUGAAGUCCAACCCCUCCCAUCUGAGAGACCUGGACCUGAGCAUCAACUUCAACCUGCAGGAUCCAGGAGUGGAGCAUCUGUGUGGUUUCCUGGAGAGUCCAGGAUGUGGACUUGAAACUCUGAGACUGAAUCACUGUGACCUGUCAGAGAGAAGCUGUGAAGCUCUGUCCUCAGGUCUCAGCUCUAAGUCCUCUAAUCUGAGAGAGCUGGACCUGAGUAACAAUAACCUGAAGGAUUCAGGUGUGAAGCUUCUGUCUGAAGGACUGAAGAGUCCACACUGUACACUGGAAACUCUCAGUCUGUCAGGCUGUCUGAUCACAGAGGAAGGCUGUACUUCUCUGGCCUCAGCUCUGAGCUCCAACCCCUCCCAUCUGAGAGAGCUGGACCUGAGCUACAAUCAUCCAGGAAACUCAGGAAUGAAGCUGCUGUCGGCUGGACUGAAGGAUCCAGGCUGGAGACUGGACACUCUCAGGGCGGAGCCUGCUGGAGUCCGAUGGUUGACACCAGGUCUGAGGAAGUAUUCCUGUCAACUCACAAUCGACACAAACACAGUGAACACAAAGCUCCAACUGUCUGACAACAACAGGAAGGUGACACGUGUGGAGGAGGUUCAGUCAUAUCCUGAUCAUCCAGACAGAUUUGAUGUUCCUCAGCUGCUGUGUAGAAAUGGGCUGAUUGGUCGCUGUUACUGGGAGGUCGAGUGGAGAGGAGAGGUUACUAUAUCAGUGAGUUACAGAGGAAUCGUAAGGAAAGGAAAUGGUGAAGACUGUGUAUUUGGAUACAAUGAUCAGUCCUGGAGUCUGCACUGCUCUGUGAUUGGUUGCUGUGUCAGGCACAAUAACAGAGAAACAUCCAUCUCCUCCUCCUCCUCCUCCUCCUCCUCCUCUGUCUCUAACAGAGCAGCAGUGUAUGUGGACUGUCCUGCUGGCACUCUGUCCUUCUACAGAGUCUCCUCUGACACUCUGAUCCACCUCCACACCUUCAACACCACAUUCACUCAAACUCUUUAUCCUGCGUUUACAUUCUAUUCUCCUGGUUCCUCAGUGUCCCUGUAUCCAGUUGAUUUCAGGUGUCCUGGUCCAGGUGUGUUCCAGUGUACUUUGACUGGACUCAUGUUUGAUAUGAGUCAGGGGGCAGAGCUUCUGUACAGAACUGCCCAAUGGGAUGAAAGACUCCUUCAACAAGCCAGUAAGAUUGCUGCAGGCCCGCUGUUCAACAUCGAGAGUUCAGAGGAUGCAAUCCAUCAGCUCCACCUACCACAUUGUGUACCAAAACACGAUGUUCAGAGCAGAGACAAUCAGCCAAGGCUCCAGAGCCUCCCAGCAGACAAGCGUCUGUUCUCAGUUCGGAUUCAGUUUGUGGAAAAGGUGUCGGAUUCGACUCUGAACCAGCUGCUGGACAGGCUGCUCCAAGAAGAAAUUAUAACUAUGGAGGAAAUGGAAGCAGCCAGAAUCAAACCCAGGGCUGAACGAGCUCGAGAUGUUAUUGAUGUGGUGCGAAACAAAGGAGAAAGAGCCAGCUCAUUCCUGAUUGAAUUUCUCUGUGAGUUGGAUAAACACUUUUUUGGCAGCCUCGGCCUCAGCUAA